Messenger RNA from Bombina bombina (fire-bellied toad), 2261 nucleotides. RefSeq names its product arginyl aminopeptidase (gene RNPEP). Gene Ontology annotation, biological process: proteolysis. Gene Ontology annotation, molecular function: metalloaminopeptidase activity; zinc ion binding. NCBI's taxonomy places the organism in Eukaryota, Metazoa, Chordata, Amphibia, Anura, Bombinatoridae. The transcript is spliced from 12 exons. The record is from RefSeq and is a predicted model, not a curated record. The coding region runs from base 65 to 1927 and encodes 620 amino acids.
GGUUGUGUCUUACGCGCUUCCGAGACAGCCAGGCUGUGAGAUUCACACACAGCUCUCAGAUAGCAUGGCGGGCAGCAGCGUUAGUAAUGUAGAGGAUGUAGCCUCGGCUUCCAGCUACCAGGAUUUUCAAGCCGAGCACCUGCACCUAGAGCUUCGGGUGAACAUGGAGGCGCGGCGUAUAACGGGCUCGGAACGGCUGGAUUUGCGAGUGCUGCGAGAGAGCGGGGAGCUGCGUCUGGACUCUCACCCGAGCCUGCGUGUGCAGCGAGUAUGGGCAGAAGGGAUCUCCGGGGGAAAAGAAAACGUGACCUGGGAGGACAAACCCUUCACCCGCUACGGGAGUAUUCUGGUGCUGCAUCUGUCUGAGCCAGCCUCACCCGGAGCACGGAUCUCGGUUACCAUCGAGUAUGAGGCUGGGGAGGGACCUGGGGUGUGUUGGCUAGAUCCGCAGCAGACAGCUGGGAAGAUAAAGCCGUACAUGUACACACAGGGGCAAGCUGUGCUGAACCGCUCUUUCUUUCCGUGCUUUGAUACACCUUCUGUUAAAUGCACUUAUUCCGCUAAUAUCCAGGUGCCAGAGGGAUUCACAGCAAUUAUGAGUGCAACCAACUGGGAUCGCCAAGGUGACACUUUCAUCUUCAAUAUGAAACAGCCUAUCCCAGCUUACUUGGUGGCUUUAGUUGUAGGUGAUAUUGUAUCAGCAGAGGUUGGACCAAGGAGCAGAGUGUGGGCAGAACCAUGUCUGAUUGAAGCAGCUAAGAAGGAGUAUGAUGGGGUGAUAGAAAAAUUUGUCAGUGUGGGGGAGAAACUCUUCGGACCAUAUGUUUGGGGCAGGUAUGAUGUGCUGUUCAUGCCACCAUCUUUCCCUUUUGGUGGCAUGGAAAACCCCUGCAUCACAUUUGUCACUCCAUGCCUGCUUGCUGGGGACCGAUCUUUAGCGGAUGUCAUCAUACAUGAGAUCUCUCACAGCUGGUUUGGAAACCUGGUUACCAACGCCAACUGGGGUGAAUUUUGGCUGAAUGAGGGCUUUACUAUGUAUGCACAGCGCAGAAUCUCCACAGAGAUAUAUGGUCCUGCCUAUACUUGCUUGGAAGCAGCCACUGGAAGAGCUUUACUGCGCCUUCACAUGGACAAUUCCGGAGAAGACCAUCCUUUGAAUAAGCUUCGUGUCAAGAUAGAGCCUGGAGUAGACCCAGAUGACACUUACAAUGAGACCCCCUAUGAGAAAGGCUAUUGCUUUGUUUCAUAUCUGGCCCAUCUCACUGGUGAUCAGGGCAAGUUUGAUGCUUUCCUGAGGGGGCUGGUUAAUAGGUUUAAAUUCCAGAGCAUCACUGCUGAUGACGCCCUACAAUUUUAUCUGGAGUAUUUCCCAGAUCUCAAGGUGCAGGGAGUCGAUAAAAUUGCAGGACUAGAGUUUGACUGCUGGCUGAACACCCCUGGGUGGCCGCCCUUUUUACCUGACCUCUCUGCAGGAGAAGCACUCAUGAAACCAGCAGAGGACCUGGCAAAACUUUGGGCAACCACUCCCCUGAACAUGAAAGCUAUUUCAAAAGUGGACAUUACACCGUGGAGGACUUACCAGCUUGUCCAUUUCCUGGAUAAAGUCCUAGCUUUGUCCCCAUUGCCGAAUGGUAAUGUAGAGGAGCUGGGAAAGCACUAUCCAAAGAUAUCUGAAGCUAGCAAUGCUGAGCUGCGAUUGCGCUGGGCACAGAUCGUGCUGAAAAAUGAUCACCAGCCUCACUUUCAUAAAGUCAAGGAUUUCCUGCACAGCCAGGGGAAGCAGAAGUACACUUUGCCAAUUUAUCGCGCAAUGAAAGCUGGCUCAGAGACCGCACAGGCGCUGGCCGUGGAGACCUUCACCCAAACAUCUCCUCAACUUCAUUUUAAUGUGCAAAACUAUGUCAAGAAAAUCCUAGGACUUAAAUAAAGCUUAUAUGCCCUGGGAGCUCUGAGGGUUUGGGAAGCUUAUGGAAGUCUGAGUUUGACAGUAAGACAACCAAUUUAUAGUACACGAGACGGACAUGGUGACAUGCCAUAUGCAUUCUGCUUAAAUCAGUAUGUGUGAUAUUUUCAUGUAUUUUUGUAAUUGCAGCUUAUUUUGAUGCAUUUUGAUCUUGUGAUAACAAAAAUUUAUAUUUUUAGACCACCCUAAAAUUGAUUUGUAGCUUGUUUAUCAUUCUAUAUGGAGGCUGGUCCUUUAGGCUCAGAUAAAUAUGAUUUGGAACCCAAAAAAUAAAUGUUUGAUUACAAAUGUAAAAAUA